This is a messenger RNA of Echinostoma caproni, 243 nucleotides long. Lineage: Eukaryota; Metazoa; Platyhelminthes; Trematoda; Plagiorchiida; Echinostomatidae. The record is from the annotation of a GenBank genome assembly.
AUGGCUCCGGUGCCCCUGGAUAGACUAGUAAUGCAUGAACCACCGUUUGCCGCCACCAUGGUCGAUUAUUUCGGGCCGUUUCAAGUGAAGAGGAGUCGUGGUACGGAAAAGCGAUACGGUGUUCUGUGUUACCAUCGGAGGAGCGUUGCGCCGCAACAAGAUGGAACAAAUCCUGGAGAAGAACUGUCCAGUUAUCGACUGAAUUUUGGAAUGCGUGGAACAAACUAUAUCUACCCACCUUAA